This is a messenger RNA of Salvelinus namaycush (lake trout), 1858 nucleotides long. RefSeq names its product zinc finger protein Gfi-1b-like. The coding region runs from base 945 to 1373 and encodes 142 amino acids. The transcript is spliced from 3 exons. The record is from RefSeq and is a predicted model, not a curated record. NCBI's taxonomy places the organism in Eukaryota, Metazoa, Chordata, Actinopteri, Salmoniformes, Salmonidae.
CCAUUGAGGAGGACCAGUGCGUGAACAUUCAGCCCAGAAGCUCAGAUGAGUUGAACCACGGAGAACAGGUGAGUGAAGUGUCAGUGGUCCUGCCGUGUGAAUACAGAGACGUAGACGACAGCUGUUCCCUGAGGAUGGAGGGGAACAGGUCUGUGAAGCAGGAGACUAGAAGUGUUGCCUCCUAUAGCGAGGAAGAGAAGAAGCUGUUGGCUGCCAUGGUGUUUGAGAAGGGGGAACUGGAGCUGACUGGCUCUCUGGUGACUGAGGUGACUGAGGAUCUACAGUACAGUGAUGCAGACACUGCACCCAACAGGGAGGAAAGGGCUCUGUACCUAGAGGAGGAGAAAGGAGAUGAGAGACAGGCAGAUGAAGGGACUGCCCAGCAGAGAGGAGCGGCAGGCUAAUGCUGAGUGGGAACCCUCAGUGGAGCCGGAGGUGACUUUAGAUUCUGUGUGUGAGUGAGUGAGAGACGGCGCGUGAGCGGGCCUACACUCCACGCCGACACAAGAAGCUGUGUGUGUGAUGGCCAGCCCUGAGGAGCCUGUUGGGUUUGACAAACUCUGCAUGCGGUUCCACGACCUCGACAGUUAUGAGGAGCACGUCCGUCGAGAGCACUCCAAACGUUCACGGCCUCUCUGUCCUGACUGUGGCAUCCUCAUCUCAACGUUACUCAGUGUGGGGCAUCAGUGUGAACAAGUUCAAGCUGUUCCGCUGUUCUGUCUGUGGGAAGCGCUGUGUGGAUGAAGCUGGCCUUAAGCAUCACCAGAGGCUUCACCAUCAAGAGCAUGUCUACUGUAAGUUCUGCCUCAAGCCAUUCAAGGCCAGGGAAGACAAGCGGACCCACGAGAAGGAUGACAAUCGGGUCAAAAAGUUGCACUAUAGGUGCUCCAAAUGCCCCUUGGGAUUUUACAACAUCUUGAAACGGAACCACCAUCUCAGAGAGCAUGAGUCCAAGAGACAUUUGUAACACGUGCUACAAGGAAUUUCCCCAACUUAGCAAGCUUGAGAGGCACGAGCUGAGCUACAGUGACAACAAAUCUUUCAGGUGUCAGGUGUGCCAGCGUCCCUUUGCCCAGGCCAGCCAGCUGAAGUCUUACCUGCACGUCCACACUGGGGUGAAGCCCUUCAAAUGCCAGUGCUGCGUCAAGAGCUUUAACCACAACGUCAGCCUCAAGAACCUCGUCACACGCUAUCACCAAGGGGAGAGUGGGGAGGGAGUGGAGGUGGGAGAGCGGAGGAGCAGGCGACAGUGGAACUAUGACCCUGAGGAGGAGGAGGAGCGUCAGAAUGAGAGUGAUUCUGACUUUGACCUGGAGGAAGAGGAGAAGACAGGGAGUAAAGGGAAAGGUAGUGGAGGAGGGGGGCACUGGUAGAAGCCUCUAGGAGAGAUACAUGUGGACACUGCUGUUGAAAAGCUGGAUACAUUAUCAUCACCACCCCAGAGAGAACCAGACCAGAACCAGGAGCCGCCUACCGGUGUCAUUAAAAAAAGUCUUAUCGGUUUUGUCAUGACCAUAAUGUUUUGUCAUGACCAUAAUGUUUUGGCUUUGAACAUUUCUUAGAACUCUUGAGGCUUUUGUUUUUGGUUUAAAAAUAUAUAUUGUUAAAGAAAUGUGUUUCACUGUUCUACAUCAUCAAAUGUCCAAGAAAAAUCUGAUGGGUUUGUGAAGUGAAUAUGUUACAAAGAAUUUGCUGGACCAGCCCACUAGUUAAGAAGCACAGAGAUAACCUCAUCUUGGAUAUAACCAGCGAGGAAGCAAGAGGCUUGACUCCGCUCUAAAGUCUGUCAGUGCAAAAAUACAGUGUUAACCCGUGGAAUUGGGGAUUUUUUUUUAAUGGAGGUCAAUGAAAGAAUGUC